AACCGACCAGAAACGUUCAUCAAUACCAGAAGAUCUAAUUCGUGGCUACGGAUGCUCAUUAUGAAAAUGAGAAAUGCCAGAAUGAGCGGUUGGUAACCCUUGACUACCGCUGGGAACUUCCGGUCGUCUGUGGAGUUGUUGAACUUUGGCCGUGAUCGGACGGAACAUGUCAUCUCUACGCGUUCGUGAUCAGUGAUAAAAAAAAUAAUACGUACAUAGGCUUUAGAGACAGAAACGCGAGUGACAUGUGUGUGAAAUAAUAGCUAGGUCAACCAUCAGUGUAGUGAACGCGCGGCGCUUAUAUAUGAGGUCAAAGUCCACUGUUUUCCGUGCAGCUCGGUUGAUGAGGCGUGUAGUGAGCGAUAUGUCGGAAAACAUGGUCUACUACGCAAAGCGUCUGUUCGAAGGUGUGGUGGGUGGGGCACUCUACUGGGGCCUUGGGGCACCGGCUCCUGUGGCUGCCCUAGGGGUCUUGGGGGCCUACCUUCUUACAGGAGGAUAUGAAUUCGCCUGGGUUGUGAUUAAGACAUUCCGAAGAGAUCUCAGGGGGCUGAUCGUUCUGAUUCGAGUUCGGAUGGGAGUCAGGAAACACCUAAAAAAUAAAGACACCAUUCCUAUCUUAUUCGCACGCACAGUUAAACGCUAUCCUAACAAACCCGCAAUUAUUUCUGAGAACGCAACUUGGACUUACAAAGAAAUUGAUGAGUUUUCAAACAGAGUGGCCAAUUAUUUUCAUGAGGCUGGAUUUAGAAAAGAUGAUGUUGUGUCGUUGUUCAUGGAAAACCGUCCAGAAUUUGUGUGCUUCUGGAUCGGCCUGGCAAAAAUUGGAGUGGUUAGCUCCCUUAUUAACUUUAACCUCAAAGGGGAGCCAUUAUUCCAUUGUAUCCAGGUCUGCAAGGCUAAGGCAGUGAUAUUCGGUGGAGAAGUGGCUGGAGCCAUGAAGGACAUCCAGGACAAAUUUCCAUCCAGUAUGCAGUUUUUCAGUAGUGGUGAGAUGUCCAGUAAUGACAUUUCCUGUUUACAUCUGGACUCAUUGCUGAAGAAAUGCCCAACAUAUCAGCCACCUUCAGUACCAGGUUCAUUCAAAGACAAACUGAUCUACAUUUACACAUCAGGCACAACUGGAUUACCUAAAGCUGCUGUCAUCACACAUAUUAGAUAUUUUUACAUGUCAAUGGGGAUCCGCUACGGCUACCGUCUGACGUCUGAUGACAUUCUGUACACGAUACUACCUCUGUACCACUCUGCUGGAGGCGUCUUGGGGAUGGGCAAUGUCCUCUUAGGGGGCACCACCAUGGUGAUCCGGAAAAAGUUCUCGGCCAGUCGAUUCUGGGAUGAUUGUGUCAAGCAUCAGUGCACGGCUGCCCAGUAUAUCGGUGAGAUCUGUCGUUACCUGAUGGCCCAGCCUUUCCGUCCCUCCGAGAACCAGCACAAAGUACGCCUAAUGUUCGGCAACGGACUGCGACCACAGCGUUGGAGAGAAUUUCAGGCCAGAUUUGGGGUGCCCCAUGGCGAGUUCUAUGGGGCAACGGAAGGCAAUGCUAGUGUCAUUAACACUGUAAACAAGGUUGGUGCCGUGGGUUUCACGACACGUAUCCUGCCUUUCAUUUACCCAAUCUCGCUGAUACGUGUGAACGAAGCCACGGGAGAGCCGCUGAGAGAUAGACGAGGAAUGUGUAUCCUGGCACAGCCUGGAGAGUCUGGUGAGCUUGUUGGGAAGAUCACCAAGUCCGACCCGCUCCGUCAGUUCGAUGGUUACGUCUGUGAGAAUGCCACCAGUAAGAAAGUCGCCCGUGAUGUCUUCAGGAAGGGAGAUUUAGCCUUCUUAACUGGUGACAUCCUUACAAUGGACAGGUAUGGAUUCCUCUAUUUCAAGGACCGAACAGGUGACACAUUUAGAUGGAAGGGAGAGAACGUGUCAACAGCAGAAGUGGAGGCCGUAGUCAGUAACAUCAUCAAGCUGAAGUGUGCAGUCGUGUACGGGGUAGAGGUACCAGGUGCUGAAGGGAAGGCAGGCAUGGUAGCUAUAGCUGAUGAGGAUGGCACUGUGGAUUUGACCUCUCUGGCCUCUGACCUGGCCAGGUCACUUCCUGUCUAUGCACGACCUGUGUUUGUGCGGCUGAUGAACAAGGUGGAUACCACAAGCACCUAUAAGCUGAAGAAGACAGAGCUGAAGAAUGAGGGUUACAACCCUAAUGUAGUGAGUGACAAGCUGUACUACAUGGACCCCAAGUCACGGCAGUACCAGCCCCUGACUCGGGAACUCUACAAAGACCUCUGUGAGGGGCGUCUGGGACUCUGAAAUCUGCCAUGCCGGAACGUAUGUUUUACAACAUUU
This is a messenger RNA of Liolophura sinensis, 2338 nucleotides long. Its product is annotated as long-chain fatty acid transport protein 4-like. Gene Ontology annotation, biological process: long-chain fatty acid import into cell; long-chain fatty acid metabolic process. Gene Ontology annotation, cellular component: endoplasmic reticulum membrane; plasma membrane. Lineage: Eukaryota; Metazoa; Mollusca; Polyplacophora; Chitonida; Chitonidae. Gene Ontology annotation, molecular function: long-chain fatty acid transmembrane transporter activity; long-chain fatty acid-CoA ligase activity. The record is from RefSeq and is a predicted model, not a curated record.